CGAGCCGAGCGGGCGGCAGGCGGGUGUCGGUGUGAGGUCACCCAUAUUGAUCGCGCUGGUGCCGAGUGGAGCGCACCCACUGCACCCGUCGGCCACUUUGCCUCCAUUUUCGCCGAGCCAGCAGCCGCCGAGCAGUGUCCAUGGGGCGUAGGCGGCUCUCAUGAUCGCAGGGGCCCCAGCGGAGGCCCCUUUCUGACUCCCGCAGGCGGCCAGAGCAGAAACAGCAGCCACCAUGUUCAGUUUCGCGAGCAAAAUGUUGAACAACCUCAUCGGCACCGAGGAGGAGCAGCAGCAGCAGCAGCAACAACAGCAGCAGCAGCAGCAGGGAGGCAUGUUCGGUGGGCCCAUGGGCUCCCAGCAGCAGCCGAUGGGCCAGCGGAUGAUGGGCCCCGGCGGUGGCAUGGGGGGACCCCGUCCCCAGGGCAUGCCCAUGAUGGGAGGACCCCGCGGACCUCCGCGGCCCAUGGGCCAGCCGAUGGGACAGUCGAUGGGCCAACCCAUGGGACAGCCUAUGGGCCAGCGAACGAUGGGGCCGAUGGGCCCCAUGGGCCCCCGGGGUCCACAAAUGGGACCGCCUCGCAUGAACGGCCCUCCCGGCCCCGGCCAGCGCAUGAUGGGACCUCCUCGACCGCAAAUGGGCCGCGGAGGCAUGGGAAUGGGACCCCAGACUGGGCACCAGGGUCCUCAGCAGCAGCAGCAGCAGCAGCAAUUCGACCCAAUGAUGCAACAACAGCAAAUGCGCCCGCCGAUGAUGCAGCAACAGCCCAUGGCGGCCCCUCCGGCCCCUGCGGCUGGUGAGGAUGUGCCUGCGGUCGACCUGAGCCACUUAAGCGCCGAAGAGCGCGCCAUGAUUGAGAGCGUCAUGGCCAAAGCCAAGGAAAUGGACAAACCCGAACCUUCUCCUACACACAGUCCGCAACAGCAACAAAUACAACAACAUCAGCAACAACAACAACAACAACAACAGCAGCAGCAGCAACGCUUGCAGCAGCAGCAGCAACAACAACAGCAGCAGCAGCAGCAGCAGCAGCAGCAGAGAAUGCAGCAUCAGCAGCAAAAUCAAAAUAUGUUACCCCAACAGAACCAACAGCAGCAGCAGCAGCAGAUGCAACAGAAAAUGCAGCAGGAGCAACAACGUCUGCAGCAGGAAAAUCAGCGUCUGGACCAGCAACGUAUUCAACAACAGCAAGAACAACGAUUUCAGCAUCAACAGCAGAAGCAGCAACAAGAGCAGCAGCAAAUGCUGCAGCAGGAACAACAACAGCAGCAGCAACAUGAGCAGCAGCAGAGGCAUGCCGAACUGAUGAACCAGCAGCUAAAAAAGGACAUGGAUUACCACGACACACACCUGUCCAGGCCGGCCUUUCAGCAAGCGCAGCAGAGACAAGGCUGGGAAGAGUCGUCGUCAUCAUCGAGUAGCAGCGCCGCCGCCGCCGCGUCUCAGCAGCAAAAAAGUCAGCUGCCAGCUUUAAGCAGCGCGACGACGAGCAAUGCAACGACCACGGUGACCACGACGACGGCCCGAGGCUCCCUGGAGGACCGCCUUGAGCGUGAGUAUCUAUUGAGGUCGACUCCGGCCGCUUCUUCUUCUACUUCUACUCCCGAUCCUCCGCUCUCCUCCUUCACUUCUACGAUCAGCACCCUCACCGCCGCUGCAACUGCAGCAAGCACCAGCUUUUCAACUCCGUCGUUCCUGUUGUCGUCAACGACUGAUGCACUGCCAAGCAAUUCGACGACGACCAGCACAAUCAGCAAAAGCAGCACUAGCUCGAUGACCUCCGCCCCGCCGGUGUUCAAGCCGAUCUCGUGGAAGCCGUCGGUGUCUCCGCCGCCGACGCCACCCUCGCCGACCAAAACGCCCAAGUACACGUUUAGCAGUAGCAGCAGUAGUGUGAAGAACAGCAUUUUCGCAAACGAGUCGGACCUGACAAAGUUCGAGGACCCGGUCAAGUACAACUCUUGGCGCGCCAGCAGGCUCAUCGAGGAGACAAAGAAUCUGCUCAGCAGUCAGCAGGAGGAGCGAGAGGCGUUGACCAAGUCUCUGGCAUCUACAGCGACGACGACGCUUGCGACCGUGACCACGACGACGGCGACUUUCGCGUCUUACACGGACUCAGUGACUAGUGUGACUAGUGUUAAGGCUGAUUGCAGCAGCAGUAGUUCUGAACCGGCGGUCACGUUGGAGGUGGCGGCGCAGUCGCCACCGAGCAGCGCGGCGCCCACUACUCUGCCGCCAAUCCUGGACCACAGUCCAGGAGAAGUGUACACAAUUCCCGAGGAAGAAGAAGAGAUCACGAGCCCAAUUGGCAGCGACGGCGUGACCAGUCUUAGGCACCGAGGAGAUGCAACUAUGGGACUUACAAGAAGCAAUUACAUGGACAUCACUGGCCGGCCGGCCGCUUCCAGAGACGAGUCUUUUGUCGGUGAUACAGGGCUAUUAUCUGGAAGCCCUUACAGGUUGGGCCAAAGUGGUAGUCCAAAAUCGAUGAUGGAAUUUGGUCUUGGUUCCAGCCGGUUACGCGGCAUGCAGAAGGACAGUAGCAUAGAUAUUGGUAGCAGUAAAGGUCCAGAUGGCAUAACGAACCCUCUUUUGAGCGAUCCACUGAAAAACUUGAAAGGCAGCUUUUUGCACCGCAACCAGCAGCAAAUGCAGCAGGAGCAACAGGAAACAAUACAAAAUCAGUUGCAACUGCUGCAAGAUAAGCAACAGCACCAGCAACAAGAAGCAAUGAUGCUCAACCAGCAGCAGCAGGACAUUCUGGCGAUGAGCACUGCGCUGUCCAAUUCGCUCACCCAGCAGCAGCAGCAAAUUAACAGCCAGUUUGGAAGCCCCCUGCAAACUACACAGCCUAGUUUGCAGUCUGGAGUGAGUGGGCUCACCAACAGCUUGCAGCAGAUGAGUCUUAACCAACAGCAGCAGCAACAGCAAAAUAAUAUGCAAAGUAUGCAGCAAGGCUCAAUGCUCAAUAGCGGACUUCAGCAGGGGACGCAAAUGCAGAACCAACAGUUGCAAAAUAAUCAAAUCCAAAACUCUGGACUCCAAAGUGGACUUCAGUCUGGGCUUCAAAGCAAUUUACAAAGUGGACUUCAAAGCAAUCUUCAGAGUGGACUUCAAAGCAAUUUGCAGAGUGGACUUCAAAGCAAUUUGCAGAGCAGUCUUCAAAACAGUUUACAGAGUGGUCUUCAAAACACCCUGCAAAAUAGUCUUCAAUCAGGACUGCAACAGAGCAGCGGAUACCAGAGCCCCAGCCUGCAAAGUACUUUGCAGUCUGCAAUGCAAAAUAGCGGGCUUCAGUCCAACAUGCAAAAUAGCGGACUUCAGAGUGGAAUGCAGAACAGUGGGCACCAGAGCGCGAUGCAACAGAAUAUGCAGACCGGAAUGCAAAGCAAUAUGCAAAACAGUUUGCAAGGUGGGCUGCAGAGCAUGCAGAACAGCUUGCAGACUGGACUACAAGGAACGAACUUGUCUGACAUGCAAUACAACCAGCAGAAUAGCAUGCUGCAGCCAAAUAGCCUGUACAACCAGCAACAGAGUAACCAGUACGGUCAACAAAACAUGCUGGGACAGCAGCAACAGCAGCAGCAGCCUUUCCAGAGCUCAAACAAUAUGGACUUGGGCUUGCAAAACCAGUACCAGCAGCAGAACCAGCAAGACAUGUUGAUGGCACAGCAACUUGGUCAAAAUAAUUACCAGCAGCAAAUGGGCCAGGGCGGCUUCCAAAUGAACAACCAGCAACAGAUGAUGGGCCAAAACAUGCAGUUCCAGCAGAACAAGCGCGGCCUCAAGCUAAUGGACUUCAUGGAUGGCGACAGUGCACACAAACAGCACCAACAACAGCAGCAGCAGCACCAACAGCAACAGCAGCAAGGUCACGAUGGAAAGACUGGUACCAUUUCAGGCAUGCUGGCUGAUUUCAGUCGGGCAUUAGGUUUGGGCAGCACUUCGCCUCGCCCAUCUCCUUCGGAGGACAAGUCGAUGAUGCUGGGUCAGCAUGGCAUGCUUCCGCACUCGCUGUCCCAGCAUCAGCAGCACCAGCAACUGCCGAUGAGCAGCGCCAGUUACUCAGUGGUGUCCCAGCCGCAGGUCAGCUACGGCCAGCCGCAUAUGCACUCGACGUCUGCCUCGGCCGCCAGCCAGCUGCUCUCAUCGCAGCCCACAUCCUCGGCUUAUCAGAACCAAUUAGCAUCCUCCACCAUCGCUGGACUACCGGUCACCGUGCUCCAGGGCACUCCGCAGACCACCCUGGUGCUCACCUCCUGCCAGCACCUCACGCCGCAGCAGCAGCAGAUGUACCAGCAACAGAUGCAGCUGCAGCACCAAGCGCAGCAUCUCAAGAAGAUCAGGAGAAGCUUGCCACACUCGGAAACUUCACAGCUGCAGCAAAUGAGAGCCAAAGUGAUGGGACGCAAAGACGCCAACUCGUUGGGUCAGCCAAUAAUGAGCUCCAGUCUGGCUGGUGUCACUUCCUCCAUUUUGCACUCAGACCCAUUGGCUUUCAUGUUGACGGGAUCUCGAGGUACUCGCGACGCCGGCGACUCAUCGGACACUCUUAGCGAGACAGACUCGCAGAAGUCGCUAAGACUUCGACGGAAGUUACCGCCAACACCUCUGGACCCACUGGAAAGCGCCAGGCUCAAUUCAACCAAAAAACGGGAGCGCAGCAAGUCUCAGCCCUUGCAAGACAGGUUCAGAUCGUACUCACCUUUGCGACACUCCAUGGAACGAACGACGACCAACUUUUCGACUGGGCUGUCUGGCAUGGGCCGGCCAAGUGCCAGUGAGACCAAUUUAAGAAGUCUCACAAUGGGCCAUGACCUGGACAAUCGUCCUGGGUCAGCCCUUGGUCUCCUUGGAGUCUCGAGUGUGGUGUCGAGCACAGGUCUGCGGAGUGCCACUGGGCUCGGCUCGGCCGACCUGACAACAACCACGUCGGCUAUGCCGUCGCUUUACGCGUCGUCGCGCACCUCGUCCAGUCUGGCGGAUAUUGCGUCUGUCUUGCCACCCAAUUUGCGCCAUUUGCUUGGCCCCUCGGCGGGUGGUUCAUCGUACGCCUCGGAUGCCGCCAAGUACAGCAGCAAUAAGUUGCCCACGUACUUGCAGAGUCUGAAGGAGCAGCUACGCGAGGAGAUCAAGUCGGCGACAGCCGACCGGCGACGCUACCUCUCGGAAAAAGAGGCCCGCCUCCGUUGGGAGCGGGAGAAGUUCGUCGCCUCCAUGGACCCGCUGAAAAGAUUUGAAAUGGAGAAAAAACUAAGUUCUCCAAUGUUAUCAAGCAGUGUACGAAAUAAAAUAAUGCGCGGCGGUCUCAUCGGACAGCGCAGACAACUCUCCGACCCAAAAAUUUAUCCCAUGUACUCGUCCAUCUCCAAAGACGGCGAUCUUGAAAGCAAAUACGAGAGGGACUACCUGGGCGGACUGUCGUCGCUGCGUCCGGCGUACCGAUCGUACGAGCUCGAGUCGCUGGACGACCCGCUGCGGCGGGCCGAGUGGGGCGACCCCUCGCAGUCGUACCUGGCUACGUCGUACGCGGCCGCCGGCGGUGCCCUCCGCGAGACAGCCAUCAACAGCGUACUCGACGAGGACGACCUGUGGAACCAAUACCUCACCAACAGCAGGUGGUCCAGCCAGGCGGUGCGCCGCUCUAGCGCCGACGGCGAGUCCGGCACGUGGCGCAACACCAUCGAUGACUCGUGGCGGGGGCGCGGCAUGUCGGCGCCGCCGUCGCGCUCGCGCAAGUCGCGCUCGUGGCACCCGUCGCCCUACGGUAGCGACGAGGAAGAUGACCGUGAGCAUAAGAAGCACAAGAUCAAGGUGCCCUUCCGCGUGGAGAUCGCACGAAGGCGGCAGCAGAUCGAGGAGAACGCGCGUCUGCACGAGGAGCUGUUGCGGUUGGCGCGGCUACGCGAGUCAGCUGAGUUGGGCUUCACGCCGAGCACCGAGUGGGGCGGCGGCGCGUACGACGGCACCAGCGUGCUGCGCUCGGUGGACCAGGUGCUGCGGGACGAGGCCCUUGGGCUUUACGGGGCGCGGCCGCAGCCCGGCACCGAGGAGGACCGCAGCAUCGAGCGCAUCGCCAGCACGUUCCGCACCGACGACUACACGACCAACAUCUACGAACGCUUGUCUGACUUUUCGCCGCUGUCCGAGAGCGUGACCGAGUUCAGUACGCCGACCGCCAUGCCGCUGCUGCCCGACAUGCCGACGCGCUCGCGAAAACUGCUCGAGGACCUGGGCAGCUCGCCCAUAACCGAGUCGGUGCUGUCGAUGCCCCAAAAAGGCAAGCCGCGGUACGCGGAAACGAAGCAACACCACCGCGGAUCCGACGAGCAGCGCCGCUCCUACCCUGACAACUACGGCACCCUGGGCGGCAGCUCGCGCAAGCCCCUCAAGAGCAGUCAGAGCCACGACGGGGGCGGCGGCGGCGGUGGAGGCGGCGGCACCUACCGGCCGAGCGGUGGCAGCCCCUCCGUGCAACAGCAGAGGACGUCGAGCGGCGAAGGCGCAAAACAGCCAAAGAAAUCGCAAGCAUCCGAUCUACAGCACCCACAGAAGAAAUACAACUUUCCUGUGAAACACCUUUUCCUAACACGUGAUCCCGAGGACAGAACUGUUGGUGGCAAUGGGCUUGGCAUGAAAGUUACUGGUGGCAAAGAAAUUCCCAACUCGGGUGGUCAACUAGGGGCGUUUGUUACUAAAAUUUACCCGAGGGGUGUUGUGGAAACUUUCGGCGACAUUGAUGAAAAUGACCAAAUUUUGGAGUGGAAUGGGAUCAGCCUUACAGACAAGACUUUUGAAGAGGUUCAGUCCAUCCUGUCGCAAUCUGUUGGAGACAUCGAGCUUGUAAUUAGAAGUCACAAUGAUCUAGUGCCAAAGCACGUUGCGGCCUCUGGUCCUGUCCAUCGGUAUCCAGACGUGGUGCUGAGCAACCAUGAGCCCUGCAGCAAUUCCUCGUCCUAUGACAACUUAUCCAGUACAAGCAUGUAAUUUUCCCCUGUCUGUCGGAGCUUUUUUAAAUUUUGCACAAAAUUUUUCCCACAAACCCGCCACAGUGUGUUUUGAAUGAAAUGGUGCAAAAAAUAUCGUCUUUUAUUCUUUCCAAGGAAUUCCUACGUCCUUUACCAUCGUGUUGACAAUAAAACACACUCCACUCUCAUUCCGUAUGUAAGGAAUGAAAAUAAUAAUCUAAAUUACAGUGUUUCCUAUUUCUCAUCUCGCAUCCUUUCAAAAGGUUUUCUGUGAAAACAAAAAGUUAGUAAUAGCUGUUAUUUCCUCUUUGCUGCUCGAUCUCGACGAUGAUAUAUGAUGAAAAAUCCAAUAAUAUAAUAUUGUAACGUCCAUACACCUGUCUCACGUUGUUGCAAUCAGCAGUUUGUUACCAUGUAUUAUCAAUUAACUAUAUUAUGCUGAUGGUUAAAAAAUAUAUAUAUUGAAAAUUUUGUUCAAGAUGUACACUGUGAGGAAAUAAAAUGCUUAAGAGUCAAAUAUAUGCAAUAAUAAAA
Cloeon dipterum is the source of this 7500-nucleotide messenger RNA. Its product is annotated as serine-rich adhesin for platelets-like. Lineage: Eukaryota; Metazoa; Arthropoda; Insecta; Ephemeroptera; Baetidae. The coding region runs from base 233 to 6985 and encodes 2250 amino acids. The transcript has 23 exons. Gene Ontology annotation, biological process: protein localization to synapse; presynaptic active zone assembly. The record is from RefSeq and is a predicted model, not a curated record. Gene Ontology annotation, cellular component: glutamatergic synapse; GABA-ergic synapse; axon. Gene Ontology annotation, molecular function: protein binding; structural constituent of presynaptic active zone.